AUGGCCACGCCCUUUGCCAUUCCCGUCACUGCUGCUCAGGUUGGGACGUACUUUGUGGGGCAGUACUACCAAGUGCUUCAGCAACAGCCAGACCUUGUUCAUCAAUUCUACUCCGACGCCAGCACUAUGCUUCGUAUUGACGGCAACACCAGAGAGACCGCCACUGCAAUGCUGCAAAUCCAUUCGCUUGUUAUGUCGCUCAAUUAUACUGGAUAUGAAAUCAACACAGCACAUUCCUUGGAAUCUUGGAAUGGAGGUGUUCUUGUGAUGGUUUCAGGCUCCCUGCAAACACAAAAUUUCACUGGAAGGAAGAAAUUUGUUCAAACUUUUUUCCUUGCACCUCAGGAAAAAGGUUAUUUUGUACUUAACGAUAUAUUUCACUUCAUUGAUGAGGAACUAAUGCACCACCAUCCAUCGGUCAUAUUAGCCCAGAGCAAUCUUGAUGCCAAGCUAAGUGUUCCUACUACGAUCCCUGAGCCAGUGGCUAGCUAUUUGCUGGGUGGAGAAAUUCAGACAAGAGACUUCGCGGCUCCUGCUGUCAAAGAAAAUGGUCCGGUUGAAAGUUAUGGUUUUGCAGAGCAACGGUUGCAGCAAGUUGUUGAAAAUCACCUGUCUGCAUCUGUGGAGGAACCUAUUGGAGAGCCCCAAAAGCAGACCUAUGCUUCCAUAGUACGCACUGAACCUUUACGUGUUGCUAAAGGACAACCUGCGCCUUCUGUAGCUCCCCAGCAUUCAGCUAACAGGAGUGCACUACCGGCUUCAGAGUGGAAUCACCAUCCUCAGUCCUCUGCUCAGCAGCCCAUUUCAUCAUCAAAUACAUACGAAAGGCCUGUUGCAGAGACAGCAGAUGAGGCAGCAACUCUAGAGGAUGAAGGCGAAAUAAAGUCUGUUUAUGUAAGAAACUUGCCGCCUACUGUAUCUCCAUCUGAAGUUGAGGAGGAAUUUGUGAAUUUUGGAAAACUCAAGCAGCCUGAAGGAGUGGUCAUUAGGAGUCGCAAGGAUGUUGGUGUUUGCUAUGCGUUUGUUGAAUUUGAAGAUAUUACUGGUGUUCAGAAUGCCGUCAAGGCUGGUAGUGUUGAGAUUGCUGGACGACAAGUGUACAUUGAAGAGCGGAGACCAAACAGCAACAUCCCAUCUCGAGUGGGAAGAAGGGGUAGAGGAAGGGGCAGCUACCAAGCUGAGGCACCGAGGGGCCGUUUUGUCUCUCGGGGUUUUGGGAGGGGAGGUGGCUAUGACGGAGGUGACCAGGACUACAGCCGACCAAGGGGAAAUGGCUACUAUCGUCCAAGUCCCCGACAAGAAAGAGCAAACCCAGGUUAUCAAUCAUCAAGAGGCGGGCAAAAUUCAUCAGAGUUCACUAAUUAG
Molecule: messenger RNA, 1365 nt
Organism: Prunus armeniaca (apricot)
Lineage: Eukaryota; Viridiplantae; Streptophyta; Magnoliopsida; Rosales; Rosaceae
Source: the annotation of a GenBank genome assembly